This is a messenger RNA of Castor canadensis (American beaver), 1314 nucleotides long. RefSeq names its product transmembrane protein 134 (gene Tmem134). The record is from RefSeq and is a predicted model, not a curated record. Lineage: Eukaryota; Metazoa; Chordata; Mammalia; Rodentia; Castoridae.
CGGGGCGUCGUCAUCUCUGGGCGGCGGGCGCAGAUGGCGGCGGCCCUGGGCGCCUGAGCGGGCGGGGGCCAUGAGCGCCGCCCAGCCCCAGUUCAGCAUCGAUGACGCUUUCGAGCUGACCCUGGAGGACACCGGGCCUGGGCCGGAGUCCAGCGGGGUCGCCCGCUUCGGGCCGCUGCACUUCGAGCGCCGGGCCCGGUUCGAGGUGGCCGACGAGGACAAGCAGUCCCGGCUGCGCUACCAGAACCUGGAGAAUGAUGAGGAUGGAGCCCAGGCCUCUCCAGAACUGGAAGGGGGAGUCAGCACCAGGGAUUCCGGGCGAACAUCCAUCCGCAGCUCCCAGUGGUCCUUUAGCACAGUCAGCAGCAAUACCCAGCGCACCUAUAAUGCCUGCUGCAGCUGGACCCAACAUCCUUUGAUCCAGAAGAACUGCAAGGUAGUGCUGGCCUCCUUCCUGCUUCUGCUGCUGGGGCUGGUGCUGAUCCUGGUCGGCGUGGGACUGGAGGUGGCUCCCUCUCCAGGUGUCUCUAGCGCCAUCUUCUUCGUGCCCGGCGUCCUGUUGCUGGUCCCGGGAGUCUACCACGUGAUCUUCAUCUACUGCGCGGUCAAGGGCCACCGGGGCUUCCAGUUCUUCUACCUGCCCUACUUCGAGAAGUGAGCCGCCAUGGGACGGCGAUCCGACGCUCAGGGCCACUUCCUCGCAUCCACCGGGGCGCUCCUCCGACCCGCGCCCGGUUGCGCUCUCAUCAUCUCAAGGAAAAAGGCCCUCCGGGACCCUCGGAAGUGAUUGCUCAGGAAGUUUGGGGCACGCAAGUCUGGCCUGGGAAUGUUGCCCCUUGCCUGUUCCAUGUCUUAACUUAUUCUUGGGCCCUGGGGCUGCUGGGUUGCUGUUAUUUCUAAUAAAAGACUAAUUAAGUAUAGAGUAGGGACAGUUGUAUUUUCCUGUCCCUCCACCCCUGGCCUAACCCACCACCUUCCACAAAGACUGAGAAAAGGCCUGACCCUGGGGCUUGGAGGCUCACCAUCACCAUGGUAUCCAGAACAACCAUGAUGCUCCAGGGCUUGCCCAGGGUCAUGAUAUGUUGAGGGCAGAGCUGGGCCUGGAAGAAAUGGUCCCAGCCUGUCUGCCCCCAGCCCUGAGGGGACUCAGCCCACCACUGUCUGCAGCCACUGUCAGGCAGCACUAGCACCUGUCCUGGUGGCCUGGACAAGAGCACUGAGAGAUGACGCAGGCCUGGGGCCACAAGGCUGGUAUCCUGGAUCCAGCCUGGCUCUGGGGCCCUCGGCUGCCCUGAAUGUGGGCCAUCCCCCUCC